Messenger RNA from Corylus avellana, 1723 nucleotides. RefSeq names its product putative GDP-L-fucose synthase 1. Gene Ontology annotation, biological process: nucleotide-sugar biosynthetic process. The record is from RefSeq and is a predicted model, not a curated record. Gene Ontology annotation, molecular function: GDP-L-fucose synthase activity. Lineage: Eukaryota; Viridiplantae; Streptophyta; Magnoliopsida; Fagales; Betulaceae.
AGUUAAAAUAUUUGGACCCAGAUUUGAAACCAGACAAGAGGAAACAUUGUCGGUGGGAGUAGAUCGGAAGAUAGGUUAGAAGCCCAAACUUGCUGAACCCAACCCAAUACAUUGUCUCAACCGAAGCGUUGGCGGGUGAAGUCGAAGGAAUUCACUGGUCUCAGCACAAGCUCGAUCCCCAGCAUGGGAGAUUCCUCCAACGGAUCGUCCUUCUCCGACGACAAGUCGGCGAAGAUCUUCGUCGCUGGCCACCGGGGCCUGGUCGGCUCGGCCAUCGUGCGCAAGCUCCGCCACCUGGGCUUCACCAACCUCGUCCUGCGCACCCACGCCGAGCUUGACCUGACCCGCCAGAGCGACGUGGACGCCUUCUUCGCCGCCGAAAAGCCCCGGUUCGUGAUCCUCGCCGCGGCCAAGGUCGGCGGCAUCCACGCCAACAGCACCUAUCCGGCAGACUUCAUCGUCGUCAACCUCCAGAUCCAGACCAACGUCAUCGACUCCGCUCACCGCCACGGCGUCCACAAGCUCCUCUUCCUCGGCUCCUCCUGCAUCUACCCCAAAUUCGCCCCCCAACCCAUCCCGGAGGACGCUCUCCUCACCGGUCCCCUAGAGCCCACCAACGAAUGGUACGCCGUGGCCAAGAUCGCCGGGAUCAAGAUGUGCGAAGCCUAUAGAAUCCAAUUCGGUUUCGACGCGAUUUCGGGUAUGCCCACGAACUUAUACGGCCCGUAUGACAAUUUCCACCCCGAGAACUCGCACGUUUUGCCGGCGCUGAUGCGGAGGUUUCACGAGGCGAAGGUGAAGAAUGCGAAGGAGGUGGUGGUGUGGGGGACUGGGAGUCCGCUCAGGGAGUUCUUACAUGUCGACGAUUUGGCCGAUGCGGUGGCGUUUUUGAUGGAGGGAUACAGUGGGUUGGGGCAUGUGAAUGUGGGGAGUGGGAAGGAGGUGACCAUUAGGGAAUUGGCUGAGAUGGUGAAGGAGGUGGUGGGGUUUCAGGGAGAGCUUGUCUGGGACUCUUCCAAGCCCGAUGGGACUCCUCGGAAGCUCAUGGAUAGCUCGAAGCUUGCUGGGUUGGGUUGGACCCCCAAGAUUCCGCUCAGGGAUGGGCUUGUUGAUACCUACAAGUGGUACUUGGAGAAUGUCAAGCAAUGAGUUCAGGUGAUUGAUUACCCGAACAUAGUUUUUUGUACCAAUUAUGUUUGCUGAUUAUUUGUGAUACUUUAUUUAUAUAGAAUGAUUCAUCUCUAGAGGAUUACUGUUUCUGUGAGAAUUGGGUGCGCUGCUGAGUUAUUGUCAAGUGCUUCGCAAGUCCAUAAUUCAGUUUAUGAUCUAUAAUCGUGGUUGAUUACUGCUCAGUUGUUAUCCAUUGUAAUUGUACGAGUAUUUUCAAUAAUUUUUUUUCCAUUUUCUCCGCCAAUAAACUGUGAGUGGAGGCUGAAGCCUCGUGAACAAUUCUGGAUAGGUGCAGGAGUUAUUUUCAUAUGUAGUUCGGUAAUACUAUUCGUAAUGUCUAUGUCAAUUGUCCAAGAUUGGGUGCAGAUGUUCUUUUUCUAAAAGUUUUUGAUCUAGCAGAACAUGACAGAGGUGUUGGCCGUAGUUGUGGCUGGCAUGGAAGAAAUCUGGGUUCUUUUCUUAAUCUGGUGGUAAAUCAAUUAUACGUUCAAAAAAUGUUGUGUUAUGUAUGACUCGGUUGUUAUGAUUGAGGAGUAUUAUUGUCUUUGUUUUA